Messenger RNA from Lodderomyces theae, 4242 nucleotides. RefSeq lists its product as uncharacterized. Gene Ontology annotation, biological process: DNA-templated transcription; regulation of DNA-templated transcription. The record is from RefSeq and is a predicted model, not a curated record. Bases 1 to 4242 code for a protein of 1413 amino acids. The transcript has 3 exons. Gene Ontology annotation, molecular function: DNA-binding transcription factor activity, RNA polymerase II-specific; DNA binding; zinc ion binding. NCBI's taxonomy places the organism in Eukaryota, Fungi, Ascomycota, Pichiomycetes, Serinales, Debaryomycetaceae.
AUGCAAAACAGACCUCGAACAACACUUUCAAGUGACAACCAAGUGUCAAGCUCCAAAGCUCGAACCAUGGCACAGUCAAAUAACGGUAAUUCUGCUUUUCAGAACCAUGAUAACAACUUGCAACAACCAGACAUCAAUUCGGUGCAUUCACCAUCUCCAUCUCAAUCUUAUAGAGCACCAAACCCUACAGAGUCAAGUCCUCCUCAUUCUUCAUCACACCGACCCCUGGAUUCCGCAGCGCAGCCUCGUCCGUCGAUGCCAUCGUUUAAUUCGCACGAGUCAAAUGGAUCAAACCCUCAAAGUUAUGAUGAGCUGAUAUCGCAACUAAACAAUACCCAAUCAAACAUUGAUUUGAAAACUAUUGGUAAGCAUUUGGUUAGCCCUGAAGAGAGUUUGAAGCAACCAGGUGGAGACAUUACAAGGAGGAUAUACCACCAAAUGGAGAAUGUGGCUGAUGAUUCGCACCCAAAUGGUAUCAAUAUUCACAACCCAAAAAGACGCACCCGAAGUACUUCGUUUCUGCAGUAUUUGGAUGAAACUAGACGUGGAUCAACUGCAAGCGAUAUAAAUGUGCCUGGAGGGUUCAGAAGAGAAUUUAUCAUUCAAAACUCGCUAAAGAAGAACCAGGAACCACCUAAUUUCUUGACUCAAAAUUUUAUGGAGUUUUUAAGCAUGUAUGGACACUAUGCUGGAGAAGACUUUACCGACGAUGAAGACGGUAAAGACGGUGAUGAUGAUGAUGAUGAUGAUGAUGAUAAUGAUGAAACUGAACAGAUGGAUAGGGGCACUGAUGCGUCGCGAGAUUCAAGUUCAAAUUAUGAAGAUGUGUUUGAUGAGGAGUCAAGCUUGUUGGGGAAUCAAAGACGCUAUGGAGCAGCAACGCAUCAAAUGCCUAAGCAAUUGCCUAAAAGGCGUAAACAACCAAAAGGCACGGCAUCCGUGGCCAAGACUUUCUUUUUGGUAUUUAAAGCACUUGUUGGAUCCGGAGUGUUGUUUUUACCGCGGGCUUUCUAUAAUGGUGGUUUGUCCUUCUCCAUUGUCACAUUGAGCACAUUUGGAUUACUCACUUAUUUUUGCUAUGUUGUUCUCAUUCAAUCGAAAGAGAUUUUAAAGUUGGCGUCAUAUGGAGAAUUGGGAUACAAAACGUAUGGCAAACCAAUGAGGUACGCCAUCUUGGUGUCUAUUGUGCUAAGCCAGGUUGGAUUUGUGGCCACUUAUAUCUUGUUCACAUCCGAAAACUUGAUUGCGUUUCUAGGGUAUUGGACGGAUCAACCAAAAUGGCUAACCCGUGCCAAUGCCGUUGUCGUGCAAUGUUUAUUGUUGAUCCCCUUGGUUUGGAUUAGGAAUUUGACCAAGUUAUCAUUGGUCUCGCUUGUCUCCUCGGUCUUUAUUGUCAUUGGACUAUUCAUCAUCUUUUGGUUCACUGGCUGGAAGAUUUAUCUCGACGGUGUUGGACCAAACAUUGCCAAUUUCAAUUCCAAUAGUUGGACAAUGUUGAUCGGGGUUGCUGUUACUUCUUUUGAAGGAAUUGGGUUGAUCCUCCCGAUUGAAGCAUCAAUGGCACAACCAGAAAAAUUCCCCAUGGUCUUGUCAGUUAGUAUGUUUGUUAUCACGGCGAUUUUUGUUUCCAUUGGGGCCGUGGGUUAUACUGCAUUUGGUGAUAAAAUCAAGUCAAUUAUAAUAUUGAAUUUACCCCAGAGCAAUGUUGCUGUACAGUCGAUUUUGGUAUUGUACUCAGUGGCAGUUUUCUUGUCGGGCCCAUUGCAGUUGUUCCCGGCAAUCAAAAUAGGUGAAUCUUUGCUAUUUCGACAUAAGGGGAAAUCAGGGUCAAAAGACAAGGAUGGGAAAUUGUACCACCAUUCGGGCAAAUACAAUCCACAAGUCAAAUGGUUAAAGAAUAUAUUCCGUUCUGUCGCGGUUGUUGCUGUCUGCUUCAUUGCUUACUUGAACGCUGAUAACAUUGACAAGUUUGUGUCGUUCAAUGGAUGUUUUGCAUCAUCCCCAAUUGUUUUGGUUUCUUCACCAACAAUGCCAGCAGAAAAGAAGCGGAAAGUGGAUGUCAAGAAGGAAAGCACUUCAGAGGAGACCAACACAUCUUCCCCAACCUCCACCGAAACAGUGCCAACACCACGCAAGAAAUUAAGCUGCCAGCGCUGUCGUUCACGCAAGAUUAAAUGCGAUGGAAACAGUCCUUGUCUGGCAUGUCUCAAAUCUUCUUCCGAGUGUGCUCCAACUGUUCGUGAUUUACGAAAGAAACGUAUUCCGCUCACAUAUGUCCAGAAACUAGAGACCCAAGUGGCUGACGUCAAGAAAUUUAUCUCCGAUUUAAAGUCAUUGGAAAUAGGAAAGCAGCUUGAAAAAUUGAAGGAGACUGACUUGGUUGAUUUGAUAAAGGAUUUUCCGGAACCACCUGCUUCCCCCAGGGUCCCUGGUCAAGAUUUGCAUGAGGAUGUAGAGGAAAAUAAAGUCAUUUAUGGUCCAACAUCAGUUUAUGAUAACCACAUCGUUGACGGUAGCGAGCGUACACCAAAAAGAGAGAAUGAGGUUGCCAUAAUCAACAAAUUGAACAAAGAUCCAGACAUUAUCAAAUGUAUUCAACUAUUCUUUACCUGGCAGUAUCCUGACCACAAUAUGUUUAUCUUUCGUGAGGCUUUCUUGAUUGACUUUUUUGAUCCGAAACCCACAAGCAUAUACUGUUCAAAGACAUUGAUUUUAAGUGUUUGUGCUCUUGGAGCAAGGAUGUCCGAUGAAGAUAGAAUCUACCGUCGAUCAAAGCAAUUUUAUCAAGAGCUGAAGUCGAUCUUGCUUAGCACACUUAGUCAGCCGUCGAUAGCGUCGCUCCAAAGCUUUAUGGUGCUCGCAUUCUUUGAUAUUUGUAACGGUCUGAACUCAAGUGGGUGGAUGCUUCUGGGUAAUGCAAUGAGGAUGGGGUUCGAUAUCGGAUUCCAAUUGGACCCAAAAGUAUGGUUUGUCAAACUCAAGGAAAGUUUGAACCCAUUGGAUGUUGAGAUUAGAUCACGAAUAUAUUGGGGGUGCUACAUGGCUGAUCACUUCAUCAGCUUGGUCUUGGGUCGACCUUCAAUCUUGAAAAUGGCUGAUUCUUCAAUCCCAGAAACUGCUGAUUUGCCUGAUUUGGAAUGGAUUGAGAAUUUUACUUAUGAUGGAUAUAUCAGAAAGAAAAGAGGUAUAGCUGCAUCCAAAUCCCCAACGGUUUCAUACAUUGGCGACCCAUUGAAUCAAAUAAUCAACUUGAUAAACAUUUCUGAUAACAUGUUGAAUGAUAUUUUUACAAAGUCGGAUGUUGAAAAUGAUCAAACUAAUGAUGAAGAAUUGGAUUUGGCAUCGAGAUUGGACAAGUUAUUUGCGUAUAAUGCUCAAAUCAUGCAGUGGAAGCAGAACCUACCACUGGAUCUACAAUGGGAUAAGGAUUCAUUGGCGAGUAGCGGAGAAAAUCCUACAUAUUCAGGUAUCCGUUACUACUAUUACAUAUUACUACUUUGCUUAAAUCGACCGUUUGUUGGUCUUGAAUCUGAAAAGCUUACCGAUAACCAACUAUCUCCAUUGACUAUAUGUCUAAACGUUAUUGAAGAUCUUUAUGUGUCGAUUCAGCGAUUUGAACAGUUCCAUGGAUACAGGCGAGCAUCAAUUUUCAUUGUUUACUCAUCAAUCUUGUCAAUCUCUAUAAUAUUGUUGACCAAUUCGAGUUUAGCUCUGGUCAACAAGCACGGAGAACGAUUGCAAUUUUUCAUGUCGGUUUUGCAUGGGGCAUCGAAGACUUGGAAGCUAGCCGAAAGGUCAUACAACCUCAUCAAGAAGAAAUUGAAACAUCGAUAUCCCACUACUUCCGCCACCACCACUGACUCAAAGAACCCCACAACUGCAACAACAACUGCAACAACAACUGCAACAACAACUGCAACAACUGCAGCAACAACUGCAACAACUGCAACAAAAGCAACAAAAGCAACAACAACUGCAGCAACAGCAACGACAUCUGAUGGAGAUGCAACAACUACUGACAGUAGAAACAACGAAUCGUCAGUUCCUAUAGUCAGGGAAAUUCCACUGCUCAAGGAAUCGCCCAUGUCUAGUGUUGAUUCGCUGAAUUUUGGCAAUACUGAUGUGUUGCUCGAUGACAACAUUGAUUUCCUUGGUGGUCCUCCAGUUCUUAUGACAUCUGACUUAUUUAAUGAAGAUUGGGAAGCACUAUUCCCAGAUUACAUAUUCCAUAGUAAGAAUUAG